AUGGAUUCUACUAAGAAAAUGGAUGUGAUUGCCAUCAACGAUACAUUGGAAGAUGAGUGAGUGUUGAAGCGUGAUUUUGGCUGAAAAUAUACAUAUUUUGCAGACCUUCGUCGUGUGGAUGUCGUUUCAGAUGUUGCGCCGAAAUUCCAUACUACGCAGACAACAUCGAAACUUUUUCGCCGCGAAUCGCUGCCCUAAUUCUAAUGGUCACCCAAAAAACGGAGAUGUUCGACGAAUCUCACGUUCAACUUUGGGCUCAGCGGACAAAAUUGGAGCCCGGAACUGCGCAAAAAAUCGAGGCCAUUCACGCGUUUUCAAAGUGCCCAAAAAUUUUGGAACAUGUUGGAAAAUUCGAGAGAUGGAAGGAGGCUGUGGCGAAAAUUGAUGAGGAAUUGGGGAAGAUUGAGGAGGAUCAAGAAGUGAUCGAAAUCCACGUGACAUAUGCUUCUACAUCUAGAUUCCAAUUCUAUGAUCGCUGGGUUAGAGUUAGAAAAACUGACACAAUGCGAUAUCUGAAAUUACAGUACGUGGGAUAUGAUAAAAAAGAAGUAAGAAUUGAAAAUGUUAGAAUUGGCUUCGAAGAUAAAGAAUUUGAAGAGGAUAAAACGUUUGGUUAUUAUGGAGUGAGUUAAUGAAAAUUUUGAAAAAAAAACAUUAUAUAAAAAGGGGGUGUUCUUACAGAUGGAAAACAAGUCGAAAGUCCAGAUGUUUGACAAAACGUUGCAUGUACAUUUCGUGAACUGGGACUGGGCCAGGAUUCCUCCCCUGGAAAAUGCAUGA
Messenger RNA from Caenorhabditis angaria, 780 nucleotides. The record is from the annotation of a GenBank genome assembly. NCBI's taxonomy places the organism in Eukaryota, Metazoa, Nematoda, Chromadorea, Rhabditida, Rhabditidae.